CAGCUCGAGUGUGUUUACUUCAGAACCGGAGAGUUCUGUUGACCUUCGACCGAACCGGGUCUCUGGACUUCUGUUGGACCGAACCGGGUCUCACUGGUUCCGGAGUUCUGUUGGACCGGGUCUCGGUGGUUCUGGUGUUCUGACCCUGAAGUGGACCGGGUUUGGACCGGGUUCCAGUCCGGGAGCUCCCCCUGCUGUCACCGGCACCAGCACCGGUACCGGUACCGGUACCGGUACCGCUCAGCAGGUCCGGUUCUGCCGAACCUCCUGGUUCCGGCUCAACGGUCCGGACCGGUUCCGACUGGAUUCUGGACCUGAACCGGUACCGGGACCGUCCGCGGACCGGGAAGAUGUGCGCGCAGCCUCGUCCAUGAGAGUUGGAAGGGCCCUCUCACUCUGAAGAUGCUGGAAGGCCUGGCUGCCUGGGUGCUCAACACCUACCUGGGGAAAUACGUCAGCAACCUGAACACGGACCAGCUGUCCAUCGCCUUGCUCAAGGGCGCCGUGGAGCUGGAGAACCUCCCCCUGAGGAAAGAUGCUCUCCGAGAGUUCGACCUGCCGUUUGAGGUCAAAGCAGGGUUCAUCGGGAAGAUCACCCUGCAGAUCCCGUUCUACCGGCCCCACAGCGACCCCUGGGUCAUCUCCAUGUCCCAGCUGAACCUGAUCAUCGGGCCGGCCACCCCGCAGGAGUACGACGCCGAGGCGGAGAGACGGGAGGACCGGCAGCGCAAGCAGGCCCUGCUCAAGGCCCUGGAGGACAAGUUCAAGAGCGAGUGUGAGCAGAGAGGAGAAUCCUACUGGUACUCGGCCACGGCCUCCGUCGUCACCAGGAUCGUGGAGAACAUAGAGCUCAACAUCCAGAGUGUUCAUCUCCGGUUUGAGGACGACUCUUCCAACCCGGAGAAACCCUUCUCCUUCGGCGUCUGCAUCAACAACGUCUCUGCCCAGAACCCGUGCAACGAGUCGGCCCAGAAACUGUUCCGGCAGAAGCAGCUGGAGAUCCAGGACUUCAGCGUUUACUGGGACACGGAGGGGGAGAUGCUGGGACGGCUGCCCCCCGGACACAUACAGGACGCCAUGACCCGCUGCAUGCAGAGCCGGCAGCACCAGUACAUCUUUGAGCCCGUCUGUGCGUCGGUUCUGGUCCGGAGAAACACGUCCAAGGAACCGCUGAGGUCCAGAAGUUCUCCCCGGAUCCAGGGCUCGGUCCAGCUGCAGCCGCUGGCGCUGAAGCUGUCGCAGGUCCAGUACCAGCAGAUCAUGGCCUUCCUGAAGGAGCUGGACCGCAGAGAGAGAGCCAUGAUCUACAGGAAGUGGAGGCCCAACGUCUCCGUCUGUGGGAACUGCAGGUCCUGGUGGGAGUUUGCGAUCCAGUCCAACCUGAACCAGAUCAGGGAACAGCGCUGCAGGAACAGCUGGAGCUUCGCCCUGCAGAGAGCUAGAGACGCCCAGACCUACACCAGCCUGUACUUCAGCCGGCUCAAGGGGGUGGAGCUGACCCCCCAGGAGGAGGAGGAGCUGCAGCGCGUGGAGGACCAGCAGACUCUUCAGGAGCUCCACAGUCUCAGAGAGAUCGUCCACGACUGGUUCAGGAAGCAGGAGCAGAUCGCUGAGAACCUACGGGAGCCCAGCAGCGACCCGCCCCCCUUACCUGGACCCCCCAUCCCCAAGUCCAGCUCCGGGAUGGUCCAGUACCUGCAGUCCUGGUUCCCGGGCUGGGGGGGCUGGUACGGUCCAGACCAGGACCCGGAUAGACCUGAAGACCUGCUGCCGGGUCCAGAAUCCUGGGACAUACUAGCAGACGGAGAGGAUCUGUUCGACCCCCUGCAGGACUCCCACACCCUGAACACCUUCACCCGCCGAGACCACACCUUCGCCCGGCUGGAGUUCUUCCUGGAGAGGGGGGGGGUCACGCUGUUCCACCAGGACCCCCGGGGGGGCCAGGAGAGCCUGCAGGAGAGGGGGGUCAUCCAGCUGGAGUUCUCAGGUGUGCAGGUCCGGGUGGAGUCCCUGCCCCGGUCCGAGUCGUCCCUGUUCUCGGUCCAGCUGGGCGGCCUGUUCCUCCGAGACCUGACCACGCAGGGAUCCGUGUUCCCGGUGCUGGUGUCGCCCAAAACGGACAAACUGGUGGCGGCCAUGAACCCUCCGGGGAACCAGCCGGGGAACCAGCCGGGUUCUGCUGCUGGUUCCGGCGCCGAGUCGCCGCCCCCGGUGUUCGAGAUGAUCUACGAGCGAAACCCUCUGAGGUCCAAGUCGGAGAGGCGGCUGGAGGUUCGGACCAGCCCGCUGAACAUCGUCUACAACCCUCAGGCCAUCAAGAAGGUCACCGAGUUCUUCUACAAGGGCCGAGUCCACACCUCAGGGUUCGGGUACCAGUCGGAGCUGGAGCUCCGGGUGGCCGAGGCCGCCAGGCGUCAGUACAACAAGCUGAAGAUGCAGACGAAGGCAGAGAUCCGGCAAACUAUCGACCAGCUGCUGGUGGGAGAGUUCAUAGAGAACAGCAAGCGCUGGACCAUGAAGCUGGACAUCUGCGCCCCCCAGGUGGUUUUCCCCGACGACUUCCAGUCCGGAGACCCCAUGCUGGUGGUGGUGGACCUGGGGAGGAUCCUGCUGACCAACUCCCAAGACGGUCCGGUUCCCUCCAAAGCUGCUGAGCCUGAAGCAGAAGACGUUAGCGAUGACGAGUACCAGACCCCCCUGGCCACCCCGCCGGAGUCCCCCCCCCCAGAGCCGGACCUGCCGCCCCCCAGGGCCCCGUCCAGGGGCCCGGACCCCCCCGGGCCGGGGAUGCCGCCGCCCCCCCAGGCCUACAGCAGGAAGCUGUACGAGCGGUACGGCCUGUCCUUCAGGGAGCUGCAGGUGAUGGUGGGCCGGUACUCGGACCUGCAGGUGAUGGGGGGCCGACACUCGGAGGGCUGGAAGCACCUGCAGGACCCCCAGGUGGGCCCCGCCCACGUGGUGGAGAAGUUCAACGUGCUGCUAACGCUGGAGCAGCGGCUACGCUACACCUCCGACCCCCAGCUGCCCGGAGCCCUGCUGUCGGGCACGCUGCCCGACCUCAAGGUGCACCUGAACCUGGAGAAGAUGGCGGCGCUGCGGAGCUGCCUGGCCCGGCUGAGCGGGGACGGGGCCGGGGCCCGGGACCGGAACCCCAACCCGGGGCCCGGCACCCCCCCGGACCACCCGGUCCUCCGACACGACCGCAUCUUCCGGCGCGAUGACAGCUCCUGGCGGCUGCAGAGCGUGACGGCGCUGGAGCAGAGAACCCGCGAGGUGCUGGUGGAGUCGCGCCUCCUGCUGGCCGACUUCAGCAUCACAUACAUGCAGCUGGGCGUGGAGAGCGGCGGCCGCUACAUCUCCGUGCUCAAGGUGUUUGGCACCAACGCCCGCCUGGUGAAGCGCCCGUACGACGCCGAGGUGUCUCUGACGGUGCACGGGCUGCUGCUGGUGGACACGCUGCAGACGUACGGCUCCGACUUCGACCUGCUGGUGGCGUCGCACAAGCACCUGAGCUGGGAGAGUCCGCCGCCGCCGCCGGGCCCCGGGGGGGCCGCGGAGGGGGACCAGGGGGACCAGGGACCUGGACCCGGGGCCGCGGAGGGGGACCAGGGACCUGGCCCCGGGGCCGGGCCCCCCGGGUCCCCCGGCUCCCUCCUCCGGGACCAGGAGGCCCUGAUCCGGCUGGAGUACCAGUUCGUCAGCUCCGACUGCCCGUCCAUGAGCCUGGACGCGUCGCUGCAGGUCACCAGCCUGCAGGUCAACAGCCUGGACAUCAUCCUGAACCCCGAGACCAUGGUGGAGCUGCUGCGGUUCCUGCAGAAGUCCUUCCCCCGGGAGGACGGGGGGCCCUGGACCCCCCCGGCGCCCUCCCCCCGGGGGGCCCGGGGCCCGGAGGAGAACUACCAGUCCACCUACGAGCAGAACACGGAGGUGUCGGUGGAGAUCCAGCGGCUCAACCUGCUGCUGCUGCGGACCGAGUCCAGGGCCGGGUCCGGGGCCCCCCCGGGGGCCGACAGGAGGGGCCUGAAGACCGGGGCCCCCCCGGGGGCCGAGAGGCGGGGCCUGAAGAUCGCCACGGCCAGCGUGGCCGGCACCAAGCUGACCCUGUCCCUGGGGGGCCGGCUGGACCUGAGCGGGUCCCUGGGCUCGGUGCAGCUGGUGGACCUGAGCCAGGAGGGGGGGCCGGGCCAGUUCGUGGUGAGCAUGGGGGGCCCCGGCCCCGGGGGGGCCCCCGACGGGGGGGCCGACGCGCUGAGCCUCCGCCUGUUGGAGCGCCGGCCCGGCGAGUGCAGCCUCCACCUGCAGAUGGCGUCGCUGCACUACAACCACUCGGCCCGGUUCCUGCGGGAACUCAGUCUGUCGGCCAACGAGCUGGAGGAAAACUUCCGCUGCAUGCUGAGGAACGCCGCCACCAAGGUGUCGACGGUCCUGGCCACCAAGACGGCCGAGUACAGCGAGAUGGUGUCGCUAUUCGAGACCCCGUCGUCGACACGCCGGACCCGGACCCUGAGCCAGAGCUGGGCCUGGUCCGUGGAGGACGAGGAGGAGGAGGACGAGGAGCCGCCGGAGAACCGGCUGGACAACUUCCUGGUGAAGCUGACCCUGAACAUCAGCAUCGAGUCCCCGGUGGUGUCGGUGCCGCGGAGAACCGGCCACCCGGAGCUGCUGGUGGGCCACCUGGGCAGCAUCACCAUCCAGAACUUCCUGCCGGGGCAGGACCAGGACCAGGAGGAGGGGGGGCAGCAGGGGGACCGGGAGGACCAGGGGAGGCUGCAGGUCCUGGUCAAGGACAUCCGCCUCUACUCCCUCAACACGGGGCACCUGGUCCAGAAGAGGCCCCCCAGGGGGGACCAGCCCAGGGGGGGCCAGCCGGACCAGCCGGACCCCGGGGGUACCAGGACCGGCAGCCAGGACGAGGCCCAGUUCACCCGCCAGGACUUCUUUGAAUCCCUCAGCCGCGGAGAAGCGUUCCACAUCCUGAAGGACACGACGAUGGAGUUCACGGUGGAGAAGAUCCCUGCAGACGGAGACUCUCCGCUGCCGCUGCUGGUCCCGGAUGAGCCCCUGCUGGUCCCGGACGAGCCCCUGAGGAGCUCCGGCCAGCUGAGGGUCCAGGGGAGGUUCCUGGACACGGUCCAGGUCUUCCUCUGUAAGCCGGUCUACGAGCAGGUCCUGCAGACCCUGGACAACCUGUCCCUGAUGGAGGACCAGGACCGGGACCAGGACCGGGACCAGGACCGGGCCAGCCGGGGCCCGGGCCCCCCUCCGCCGACCCCCUCGGGGGUCCGGGACUCCCAGGGGGGCCUGUUUGCCCGGGACCCCCCCAGCCUGUCGUCCCCCCUGUCGUCCCGGGCCCCCCCCAGCCUGUGGUCCCGGCGGCCCGGCCCCGGGUCCGGGUCGCCCCCCUUCUGCCGGGUGCGGGUGUCCCUGCGGGUGUCGGAGCUGCGGGUGCAGCUGAGCGGGGACCUGAGCCGGGGCUCCCAGGGCCUGGUGAGCCUGCGGUUCCAGGACCUGGAGGGCGUGUUUGUGAAGGAGCAGCCCCAGCUGCUGGGGGUCCGGCUGGCCCUCAGGGCCCUGCUGAUGGAGGACCUGCUGGAGCCCGACCCCCGCUCCAAGCACAAGCACCUGAUGGUGUCCCGGGGGGCCCCCAAGGCCUCGGCCCUGGCCCCCCCCCGGGAGUACCUGUCCCGGAGCUGCCCCCCCUCCUCCGGGGCCCUGAACCCGGACCUGGACCAGUACCAGGACCUGCUGCCCCGCUCGCUGCCCGCCCACAUGGAGGAGGCCACCAACGUGUUCCAGCGCUACCAGCGGCCCUGCAGCGGCCCUGGCAGGACCCGGAGGAUUUCAGGUCUGUGUUCUGGUCUAAACCUCCCAGGAGGGACCCCGGCCUGCCCCAUCACGCCACCCCCGUCCCCCACCCGCCGCCAGGCGUCCUCCCCGCCGCCGGGCCCUGCGGUGCCGGACUUUGACGAGUCCCUGGUCCACAUCAACGUGCUGCUGGUGGACCAGAACCACCCAGAGUUCCGGAGCCGCUACGGCGGCGUCAGCCGCAGCGUGGACGUGGACUUCAACUGCCUGGACGUGCUGAUCACGCUGCAGACCUGGGUGGUGAUCCUGGACUUCUUUAGCAUCGGCUCUACGGCCUCCAACCACGGGGUGGGGGUCCGGAGUCCCCCCCCCCCGCCGGAGACCACCGGAGCCCCCCCGGGGGAGACCGGACCCCCCCCGGGGGAACCAGGACACGUCCCCCCAUGGGAGCCUGACGAGGACGUCCUGCAGCCUGUCAACACCAAGCUGGACCUGAAGGUCCAUUCUCUGACUCUGGUCCUCAACAAGAAGCUGAAUGAACUGGCCAGAGCGAGUGUGUCCAAGCUGUCGGCCCAUCUGGAGAUGCUGGACGGAGACCUGUCUCUGCACGGCAGCCUGGGAAGUUUGUCCCUGAGCGACCUGACGCCGCACGGAGACCUUUACCGGGAACGCUUCACCACGCAGGGGGGGGAGGCGCUGGCCUUCCACGUCUUCAGGUACGGCCGGCCCGACCCGUUCCUGCGGCGGGACUGUGAUGUCCGGGUUUCCCUCCAGAUGGCGUCAGUCCAGUACGUCCACACCCAGCGGUUCCAGGCGGAGCUGGUGGCGUUCAUCCAGCACUUCACCCAGCUGCAGGACGUGCUGGGCAGGCAGAGGGCGGCCGUGGAGGGCCAGGCGGUGCGGGAGAAGCCCCAGCGGGCUGCCCGGGUCCUGCUGGAUAUCCGGGCCGGGGCCCCGGUCCUGCUGGUCCCCGAGAGUUCCUGGUCCCCCCGGGUCAUCGUGGUCAACCUGGGCCAGCUCCGGGUCCAGAACCGGUUCCUGCCGGCCGGAUCCCGGGGAACCUUCUCCCUGCAGGACAAGGUAGAGAAACUCACCAUGAGUCACGUCUUCUUCCCCUCGCUGGACCGAGUCAAGAGUUCAGCAGAGAGGAACCAGGACCAGGACCAGGACCCCCCCCGCUCCAUCGUCCCCCCAGAACCCAGGCCCCUGGUCCUGGAUCUGGGUGCUGGUCCUGAUCUGGAUGGUCACUACUCAGGGGAACCCGGGUGUCUGCUGGACGUCAUGGCCCUGGACCUGCAGGAGGUCCACGUCUUUGCAGCCGAGCGUCUGCCCUGCCGUCACCGGGACCUGGGGGGGAGACCCGAGUCCCUGGACCUGGGGGGGAGACCCGAGUCCCUGGACCUGGGGGGGCGGCCCAGACCCGAGUCCCUGGACCUGGGGGGGCGACCCAGACCCGAGUCCCGGGACUUGGUCUUCCCCUCGUACUCGGUGUGCCGGACCGGAGACGACCUGCUGAAGGACUGCUGCCGUCUGGAGCUGAAGGUGGAGCGGAACCUGACCAGGGAGCUGAGCCACGCGGCCCCCGACAUGUCGGUCCACGGCAGCCUGUCGUCGGUCCACCUGACCCUGGACCUAAAGAACUACCAGCUGAUCCGGAACCUGCUGGACCAGAACCUGGGAGAACCGGUGGAGGAGUUCCUGAGGCCCUACAGCCUGGUGGACCCCAGUAGUUACACGGUGCUGAGUGGAGACGUCUACACCACCCUGUCCUUCCUGGUGGACAUGAUGGACGUCAGCCUGGAGCUGCUCCACAACCCCGCCGGAGGAAACCCCACCCUCACCAAGGACACGCCCACCCAGGACAGGCGCUCCCUGGCCCGCUUUGACUUCAUGAAGUCCAAGCUGCUGUUCGAGGGUUUCUCCAACGGAUCCAAGUCCGUCAACCUGGUGUCCCAUUCGCUGCUGGCCAACGACACCCGCUACAGCGGCGCUCAUGCUAGCCCUCGUGCUAGUCCUGGCGGGGGGAGGUGUAACGUGUUCGACUGUAUCCUGCAACCCUCAAAGACGGGGGCCAACCGGGCCUCGCUGCAGCUGGAGCUGCACUACAGGUCCACCAGAGAGUCCUCCUCCUUCACCGUGGUCCUCAACAACCUCCGGGUCUUCCUGAUCUUCGACUGGCUGCAGCUGGUCCAGGACUUCCUGCAGAUGCCUGCAGAGAAACCAGGGGGGGCCCGGGCCGAGUCCCAGGGGAGUUCCGGCCCUGACCCGGGUCCCGGCGGGGCCGGCGGGGCCGGCGGGGCCGGGGGGGCCGUCAUGCCCAAGACGGUGAAGAGCGGGGUGGUGACCAAGAGGUCCACGGUGCUGGUGAGCCAGGACCGCUUCCUGGAGGUCAAGGUCAACGUGACAGGUACGGAGUUCGUGGUGGUGGAGGACUGGUCCUGCCUGGACACCAACGCCAUCAUCCUGAAGGGAACCACGGUUCUGACCUACAAGCCCCGCCUCCAGGACCGCCCCUUCUCCGGGAGCCUGGCGGGAAUCGAGGUGUUUUCCUGCCGGCUGGGCUCGGAGCAGGACACGGCUCUGUCCAUCAUCGACCCGGUCAACGUCCAGGUAGACCUGUGUGGAAGUCCCACCUACCCGAGCUCCUCCGGCCUGCUGGACGCCUUCAACGUGGAGGACGUGCCCCCCCUGCUGGAGAUCCAGUUUCCUGCUCUGGACAUCCGUCUGUCCUACAACGACAUCCAGCUGUUCCUGGCCAUCGCUAAGACGCUCCCUGCUGCUAGCGCUGCUAGCCCUGCUAGCGCUGCUCCCCCCCAACCCGAGACCAGCGGGCCCCCCAGAGACGAGACCAGGACCAAGACCCAGAGCCUCACAGACACCCAGAUCCACCACCUGCAGGACCUGGGAUUCAGGAAGGAGGACUGCCAGCAGGCGCUGAAGGUGUGCAGAGGUCAGCUGGAGCAGGCGGCCUCCUGGCUGCUGGAGAACGCGGAGAACAUGGCGGCGGGAACCAGGCCGGACUCCAGCAGCGGCGGCGUUAGCCACUCGGCUCCUCUCUCCGGCCUGGAGCUGAAGGCCGACAGCAUCUGCAUCUGCUUCAUCGACGACUGCCUGGACUGUGACAUCCCCCUGGCAGAGGUCACCUUCUCCAGGCUGUAUGUUCUCCAGAGGAUCGGCUCCACCCAGGAGGGGAACUCCAGCUUCAGCCUCUCCGGGGAUUAUUACAACCGGGAGCUGUCAGGUUGGGAGCCCUUCCUGGAGCCCUGGCCCUGCGUCCUGUCGUGGCAGCACCAGGCCGCCGGCCGCCUGCACCCCCCCCGGUUCAAGAUGGCCGUCAAGGCCAAGCAGAGGCUGGACGUCAACGUCACCAGCGUGCUGCUGGAACAAUACCGGACCACCAUGAGCUCCUGGAUGUCCGACUACUGCAAGGAGGACCAGAGUCCCAGUCCGUCUCCGUCUCCUUCUCCGUCGCCCCCCCUGCCCUGGAUCGGGUCCUCGGUGGACCCGCCCCCCUGUGGACCGGGACCAGGACCAGGACCAGGUCCACCCCCCCCUCACCUGAGGACCAGUAGCUCCGCCCACCUGCCCUUCCAGGACCAGCUGAUUCCUGCUAGAGACGUGAAGAUGUCCAAGAGGAGGCAGCCGUUCGUUCCCUACGCUCUACGGAACCACACCGGCUGCACCAUGUGGUUCGCUACGCUGACCACCACGCCCACCAGGGUGGCGCUGUCCCACAGCAGCAGUGCUGAUUCCAUCUCAGAAGUCCAGGGUUCUGGAACCGACGACCUUCACAACGUGAGCGUGUGGAGGGAAGUUCUGCCCGGGGAGGAGAUUCCCUUCGAGUUCGAGGCUCACGAGAAGCUGCGGCACCGACACACCCACGACCUGAAGCUGCACCAGCUGCUCGUCCGGGUCUGCGGGUGGGAGCAGGUCAAACCCGUCUCCGUGGACAAGGUGGGGGUUUUCUUCCGCUACGCCGACCCGGACCGGAACAACUCGUCCAGCACCGUGGGCAGCCCCGUCAGCAGGACCAACAUCAUCCACCCUCACGUCUACUUCUCGGCGUUGCCCCCCGUCAGGGUGGUCUUCUCCAUCACCAUGGAAGGCAGCGCCAGGAAAGUGAUCACCGUUCGUUCAGCGUUGAUGGUGAAGAACCGGCUGGACGUUCCCAUGGAGGUCCGACUGGACAGUCCCUCUGCUCCGGAUAAGCCGGUGGUGCUGCCCCCCAUCCUGCCCUCUACGGCCCUGGCGGUGCCCCUCCACCUGACCUCCUGGCGGCUGCAGGCCCGGCCCCGGGGACUGGGCUUGUUCUUCUGCAAGGUUCCGAUCCACUGGACCAGCGUGGAGCGGCCCGGCGAGAUCAGCAGCAGCAAGAGGGAGUGUCAGUCGGCCGACUUUGACGACGGCGUCAAGCAGAACUUCAGGUUCUGCGUGGUCAUCAAGAAGGAGAACUACCCGGACCAGCAGCCGGCCCGGCGACCGGUCUCGGGCGGGUCCCAGCAGAUCUACCGCCAGCCGGGCCACACCGUCUUCCUGCUGCCCACCCUGGUGCUAGCUAACCUGCUGCCCUGCGAGCUCAGCUUCUACGUCAAGGGAACCGGCGUCGCCGGGUCGCUCAGGCCCGGAAAGGAGGCCGUGCUGCACCGGGCCGACACGUCCCAGAACCUUGAGCUAGGAGUCCUCAUGGAGAGCUUCCCGGUGUGUAAGGAGCUGCUGAUUCCUCCUGGAACCCAGAACUACGUGGUCCGGAUGAGGCUGUACGACACCAACAAGCGUCUGCUGUGCCUGACGAUCCGGAUCAUCCUGAGAGCCCAGGGAGCCCUGAAGAUCCUGAUCUCUGCCCCCUACUGGCUGCUCAACAAGACCGGUCUGCCGCUGAUCUUCCGUCAGGACAACGGGAAGGUGGACGCGGCGGGUCAGUUUGAGGAGCACGAACUGGCCCGGAGUCUGAGCCCUCUGCUGUUCUGCUACACGGACAAGGAGCAGCCGGCCAUGUGCACCAUGCGGAUCGGUAAGGGGAUCCACCCAGACGGGGUUCCCGGCUGGUGUCAGGGUUUCUCCCUGGACGGAGGUCGGGGUGUCCGAGCAGUGAAGGUGAUCCAGCCCGGGAACCGGCCCGGCCUCAUCUACAACAUAGGCAUCAGCGUGAGGAAGGGUAAAGGGCAGUACCGCGACACCCACAUCGUGACCUUUGCCCCCCGCUACCUGCUGGACAACCGCUCCACGCACAAGCUAGCCUUCGCUCAGAGGGAGUUUGCCAGAGGCAAGGGCACGUCCAACCCCGAGGGCUACAUCUCCAGCCUCCCCGGCUCCAGCGUGGUUUUCCACUGGCCCCGGAACGACUACGACCAGCUGCUCUGUGUCCGGCUGAUGGACGUCCCAGAAUGCACCUGGAGCGGAGGGUUCGAGGUCAACAAGCCCAAGAGCUUCCACGUCAACAUGAGGGACACUCUGGGAAACUGCUUCUUCCUGCGGACAGAGAUCAGCCUGAAGGGGGCGACGUACCAGAUCUCCUUCACCAACACGGAGCAGCUGCCGCCGCCGCUGCGCGUCGACAACAUGACCGAGGUUCCAAUCCAGUUCUGGCAGCACGCCGUGGCUGACCUGCGUCUGCACACGGAGGUGAAAGCGGGCUCGGUUCUGGACUACGCGGUGGACGAGCCCACGCUGCCGCCGUACCUGACGCUGACGGUGAAGGGAGCCGGGUCGUCCGAGGUCACGGCCGACAUGAACUUCUUCAGGGAAUACAACAAGCUUUACUACGAGAACUUCAUCUACAUCGCAGCCGCGCACACAUUCUCCCAGACGGCCGACCGCCGGCCGGUGGGGAAGAAGCGCCUGGUCAGCAGCGCUCAGCUGGUUCUGGACGUGGAACCAAAGACACAGCGGGUCGUCCUCAGGAAGAAGGAGCCCGGUAAGCGGUCCCAGCUGUGGAGGAUGACCGGGUCCGGGAUGCUCUGCCACGAGGGCUCGUCUCCCCCCCAGAGCAAGCCGGCCCAGCCUCGUCCCCUGGAUUCGUCCCUGGUGCUGGACAUCGCGGGACUAGCGGCCGUCAGUGACAACAGCUUUGAGCCCCUGAUGCUACGUCGGCCUGACUCCAGGAGAAGCACCACCCAGACCUGGUACUUCGACUCCGGGAUGUUGACCUGCGGCCUCCCUCGGCUGGUGGUGCAGGUCCGGUCCGGUCCUGCUGGUCUCUACGACGGUUCUCCGGUGGUUCUGGGUCCAGAUUCUGGGGUUCUAGAACCCGGUCCUGAGCAUCAGUUCAUCAACCAGAAGAUGAGACCCGGUUCUGGGGUCCUUUCAGUCCAGGUCCUGCCGGACGGCCCGACCCGGGUCCUUCAGAUCAGCGACUUCAACCAGAGAAGGUCCGUCCUGAGCUCCGGAUCUCAUGAAGACGUUAAAGAGGAGGUGAAGAAAGAAGAACCGGAGCAGGAGCUGGAGGUGCUGGUGAACCUGGAGGACGGUGUGGGCGUCUCCCUGGUCAACAAGGUUCCUGAGGAGCUGGUGUUCGCUACGCUGCUGGGCGUCGACCUGCACUUCACCCGCACGGCGGCUAACGAGGUGCUGGAGCUCAGCAUCCAAAACAUCCAGGUGGAUAACCAGCUCCUGGGCUCCACCCAGCCCGUGCUGCUCUGCGUGACGCCCAGCUCGGGCGACGGCAGCGUGAACGACAGCGGCGCCGCCCUGCAGGUCAACUCGGUGAAGGUUCCCAGCAGCCUGGUGUUCACGGACCUGUUCAAGCACCUGAUGGUAACCGCCCGGCGUUUCACCGUCAUCAUCGAGGAGAAGCUGCUGCUGAAACUGCUCAGUUUUCUUGGAUACGGAGACGCAGAAGCUGAGGUGGAGAAACUGGACGACAACCUGCACGAGCGUCCGGGCGACGCGGCGGCGCCGCCGAAGCGCUACUACUUUGAGAACCUGAAGAUCAGCCUCCCCCAGGUGAAGCUGAGCGUGUUCACGUCCAGCAAGCUGCCGCCGGACCUCAAGGCUCUAAAGGGAACUCUGGGUUUCCCUCUGGUCCGGUUUGAAGACGCCGUCAUCAACAUGUAUCCGUUCACCAGAGUUCACCCGUACGAAACCCAGGAGAUCAUCGUCAACGACAUCCUGAAGCACUUCAGAGAGGAGCUCAUGAGCCAGGCAGCUCAGAUCCUGGGCUCGGUGGAUUUCCUGGGCAACCCCAUGGGGCUCCUGAAUGACGUCACGGAGGGCGUGUCCGAGCUAAUCCGCUACGGCAACGUGGGCGGCCUGAUCCGCAACGUCACGCACGGGGUUUCCAACUCCGCUGCUAAGUUUGCAGGAACACUCUCUGACGGUCUGGGGAAGACGAUGGACAACCGGCACCAGAGUGAGCGUGAAUACAUCAGGUACCACGGGGCCACCAGUGGGGAGCACCUGGUGGCCGGGAUCCACGGCCUGGCCCACGGUACGGUUUAAAAACCUCCUGAAUCAUCGGGGGGGAUGACCAGCAUCAUCACGUCCACCGUGGAGGGCGUGAAGACCGAGGGCGGCGUCAGCGGCUUCUUCUCCGGCCUGGGCAAAGGUCUGGUGGGAACGGUCACCAAACCGGUGGCCGGGGCGCUGGACUUCGCCUCGGAGACGGCCCAGACGGUCCGGGACAUGGCUAGCCUUAGCAACCACAGGUUAGCAUGUUGGGGGGUCCAGCGGGUCCGGAGGCCCCGGUGCUGUAAGGGUCCUCAGGGUCUUCUGUCCCGGUUCUCGUCCUCUCAGGCCAAGGGUCAGGAGACGCUGUUCAGCCUGACGGACGACAUCCACGCAGAGUUCUUCAUGGCCGUGGAGCCCCAGGACAGCUACUGCGUGCUGGUCUCCUCCAGGGCCGUGUACUUCCUGAAGCCGGGCGACCCGGCGGAGCGGGAGUCCAUCUUCCUGGAGGUCAAGUACGACGACCUCUACCACUGCCUGGUGUCCAAGGACCACGGGAAGGUUUACGUGCAGCUGACCAAGAAGGCCGAGAGCAGCAGCAGCGGGGUGGCCAUGCCGGGGCCCUCCCACCAGAAACCCAUGGUCCACGUGAAGAGCGAGAGUCUCGCCGUCAAGAUCUCUCAGGAAAUCAACUACGCCAAGAGUCUGUACUACGAGCAGCAGCUGAUGCUGCCGGCGAGCCACGAGGAGGACAGUCUGCUGCUGGAGUCCUGACCGGUUUAGACUGGUUUAGACUGGUUAUACUGGUCCCAGUUAGACCAGUCUAACCCUAACCCCCCCAGCCAGGAGGAGGACAGUCUGCUGCUGGAGUCCUGACCGGUUUAGACCGGUUAUACUGGUCCCAGUUAGACCAGUCUAACCCUAACCCCCAGCCAGGAGGAGGACAGUCUGCUGCUGGAGUCCUGACCGGUUUAGACCGGUUAUACUGGUCCCAGUUAGACCAGUCUAACCCUAACCCCCCCAGCCAGGAGGAGGACAGUCUGCUGCUGGAGUCCUGACCGGUUUAGACCGGUUAUACUGGUCCCAGUUAGACCAGUCUAACCCUAACCCCCAGCCACGAGGAGGACAGUCUGCUGCUGGAGUCCUGACCGGUCUAGACCAGUGUAAACCUGUACAGACCAGUCUAGACCAGUACACAGACCAGAGUUAAAUCAGAGUAAACAUGUAAAUACUGUUGAUGACGACCAUCAUGACGCCUUUACAGAUCUAUUUUGUGUAUAAGAGACUAUUAGAGAAUUAAUUGCACUGAAUGAUGGGGAGGGGGGGAUUUGGGGGGUCCUGCAGGACCUGCAGGACCCCCCUGCAGGUCCUGCAGGGGGGUCCUGGUCCAGGUCCUGGUCCUGCAGCCCCCCCAACACACAAACACACUAUCUGCCUUUUCCAGUCUAACUCUGUGAUGUUUGUUCAUCUGUUUUCUAGCCCCCCCCCCCUUUACUGACACACUGAAUAUAAUAAAGAACCAGACUGGAGACAAAA
Cololabis saira (Pacific saury) is the source of this 14727-nucleotide messenger RNA. RefSeq names its product vacuolar protein sorting 13 homolog D (gene vps13d). Gene Ontology annotation, biological process: protein targeting to vacuole; mitochondrion organization; protein retention in Golgi apparatus. Gene Ontology annotation, cellular component: extrinsic component of membrane. NCBI's taxonomy places the organism in Eukaryota, Metazoa, Chordata, Actinopteri, Beloniformes, Belonidae. Gene Ontology annotation, molecular function: protein binding. The record is from RefSeq and is a predicted model, not a curated record.